CCGGACAGGGAGGGAGGUUGCAAUGGCUGCAGCUGCUUUUGCGAGAGGCACCGGGCUCUGCACCGCGCAGCUCCCGCGGCCGCUGCUCCGCACCCAGCGCAUCUUUGCAAGCGGCGGCGGCGCGCCCGGGCGGAGGCAGCAUUGCCAGCAAGUUCCCGCGGAGCCGAGGCUGACUCGCACGUGGCAGCAGGAUGGGAUCAGGAACAUUGUUUUGAACAAUCCUCUCAAGAGAAAUGCACUUUCGCUCUCCAUGAUAAGCUCCCUCCGUGAGGAUAUUCUGCAUGAUAUUGAAAGCACCGAUCUGAGAGUCAUUAUAAUUUCAGGUAUUUUGCUCAUCAAACCUAUGAGGGUAGGAGAAGGUCCCAUUUUCUCCUCUGGGCACGACUUGAAGGAACUGGCGUUUGAGAAGGGGGAGAAGCACCACAGAGAAGUCUUUGAGACCUGCUCUGAGGUCAUGACAUUGCUCCCCAAGCUACCUGUUCCUGUAAUCGCCAAAGUCAACGGCUUGGCCACGGCCGCCGGCUGCCAGUUGGUGGCCAGCUGCGAUGUUGCUGUGGCCAGCGAGAAAUCCAGGUUCGCCACACCAGGAGUGAAUGUCGGCCUGUUCUGCUCGACGCCUGGAGUGGCCGUGGGGAGAUCUCUCCCGAGAAAGGUUGCGAUGGAGAUGCUGUUGACGGGAGAACCCAUGACUGCUCAGGAGGCGCUUCUGCAUGGGCUCAUCAGCAGGGUGGUCCCAGAAGACAAGCUGGAAGACGAGACCCUGAGAAUCGCCCGCAGGAUAUGCGAGAGCAGCCGGCCUGUCGUAGCUCUGGGCAAAGCCACUUUUUACAAACAGAUGGAGCAGGACGUCGGCACUGCCUACAGAACGGCCUCCCGGGUCAUGGUGGAGAACCUGGCCCUGCAGGAUGGACAGGAGGGCAUCAAGGCCUUCGUCUCCAAACGCAAGCCGGCCUGGUCGCAUUCCUGAACGGAAACCUCCCAUGGGAUGCCCAUCCUCUCUUAAGAGCCAAAUCGAUUGAGAUCAUCGUAGCUGGUGCCUUCUCUCUCUGAAAAUCCUAGGGACUAUCAUCUUGUUAAAUGCGAUCCCUUGAUUCUGCAACAGGUCCGCCUUUGAAAAUGACGGUCUGUCUGAUACACAUUGAUCUGUUAAUCUGUAAAAGUGCAAUACCAAACAGGAAAGUGAUGCUCGUUGCAAUAUCAAAACAAAGUGGAUUUUAAUUCAGGCUUCUUUCGCUGCUAUGUAGAUAUAGGGAUAUAAAGAACUGCCUUGACACUGAGCCAGGCCAUUCAGCCAGUACUCUCACAGGCAGCCUCUUUCUUCUUCUGACUCUCCUCCUUGAGUGUUGUUGUUGUUUUAACUGGAGAUGCCAGGAAUCGAACCCAAGGCCGCCUGUGCAAAGCAUGCCACUAGCCUUAGCCGCUUUCUGAACGGCAUGCCAAGUCCCACUCACUCAACACUGUGGAACCUUUUAAAGAACUGUUGUCUAUAUUAGCUAGUUAGAUCUGAUUCAGAUGAUGGGGGACCUGUAGCCUUCCAAGACGUUGUCGGACUACAACUCCCAUCAGCCCCUGUUGGCAUGGCCGAUGGGAGUUGUAGUCUGUCAACAGCUCAAGGGCCACAGGUGCCCCUUCCCCUGUUUUAUGUGUUGGCAUCUUUGCUACUAGCCAGUUCCGAGUCUGCAGGCCCUCCUGUCUUCCACCAUGGAGGAGAAGAGCUGAGACCUCCAGUUGCUGUGGAUCAGAAGACCCCCUACACACAUGUCCCAAAGUUAUAUCCCGAAUUAUACUGCCACAUUCGUGCGGGUUUUGGAAGCCAGUCUUGGAUGAAUAGUAGGUUAUCAAUAGGCAAUUAUUGGAAGGGGGAGAGGGGUGUGUGGCCUGGGCUUCCCCAACCUAGUGCCCUCCAGAAGUUGCUGGACUACAGCUCCCAUCAUUCCUAGCCUGCAGGACCUGCAGACAGGAGUGAUAGGAGUGGAGGCAGGGCCUUGGGAGCCAGACUAGAGGGGAGGGUGGUUGGAGAAGCUCAGAAGAAAGGCAUUCCUGGGGGAACAGGACCUGGAUCAAAAAGACGACGACAAAUGGCUACCAGGUUUGCAUUUUCAGCAAGGAGCUUCUCAGCAAAAAAAAGAGAAUAGCUCCAGAAAUACUUUGCAAAUGGGUCUUUUCUUUUGGGAGGCGUUUUGAGGAGCCCCUGACUCCCCAUUCCCCUCGCCUUGAUCUUUAUUAGAUCUUGGAUGAAUCGCAGAGGAGUUUUGCUGACAACAAUUUCUCACCAAGAGUCGUGAUCUUCCUGGCUGCUGCAUUGCAACCGGAUAGAGAGCGGACGUGAUUUAUUUCUCCAGCUAACCCUAUAAGCCUAUGAUUUCAAAAACCGGGAUGUUUGCACCAUCUUCCCAGAAAGGCACAGGUGAGAUGUAUUUCUGAUAAGAUCUUAUCACAAGGCACCGCACAGGAAACCCCAGCAAUUGCACCUGCAGCUGCCUGACUGUAAGCUGGAAGGGGUGCUCUGAAUCACCUUUGCAAACUGGGUUGCUUUGCAUUUUGAAAGGAGGAAGUGAGCUACUCCUUGCAUGGUCACCAGAGGGCGGUAUCCAUUCAUGUUGUAAUGCACAGUGCCUUUUUCGGUCCUGUAUGGUUUUUUUUAGCUUCCCUGGUCCGAGUCUAGGAAACAAUAAAAAGCCAAGUAUUUUAGCGUCA
Molecule: messenger RNA, 2697 nt
Organism: Podarcis muralis (Common wall lizard)
Lineage: Eukaryota; Metazoa; Chordata; Lepidosauria; Squamata; Lacertidae
Gene: ECHDC3
Product: enoyl-CoA hydratase domain containing 3
Cellular component (GO): mitochondrion
Molecular function (GO): hydro-lyase activity
Source: RefSeq, a predicted model, not a curated record